Molecule: messenger RNA, 1970 nt
Organism: Strongylocentrotus purpuratus (purple sea urchin)
Lineage: Eukaryota; Metazoa; Echinodermata; Echinoidea; Camarodonta; Strongylocentrotidae
Product: actin CyI, cytoplasmic
Exons: 5
Coding region: 278-1408 (376 amino acids)
Source: RefSeq, a predicted model, not a curated record
UUGUUGCCCCCUUCCCCCAGCAUCACGAAGUACUACCGCUUGUUGCCUGGUCGGCUGUCUGACAAGUCGCAGGGCUGCGAAACGAUCUCCUUAUAUGGUCAAGGAGUUGCAUUCGUUGCGAAUACAAUUAGCAUAAUUUAUCAAUAAAUCUGCGAGUCACGACUUUCUAGUUCUCAUUCUAGUACAGGUGGUUGUUGAGUAAGAGCAUCAAGAGAAGGAUUCUACCCAUUCCCUCCAGAUUAUCUUCUGAUAACCAAAUACCCACCCGACAGACAUCAUGUGUGACGACGAUGUCGCUGCCCUGGUCAUUGACAACGGAUCUGGCAUGGUAAAGGCCGGUUUCGCGGGCGACGAUGCCCCACGAGCUGUCUUCCCAUCUAUUGUCGGCAGACCCAGGCAUCAGGGCGUUAUGGUUGGAAUGGGUCAGAAAGACAGCUAUGUCGGAGACGAAGCACAGAGCAAGAGGGGUAUCCUGACACUCAAGUACCCCAUCGAGCACGGCAUCGUCACCAAUUGGGACGAUAUGGAGAAGAUCUGGCAUCAUACCUUCUACAACGAGCUUCGUGUCGCCCCCGAAGAACAUCCAGUACUCCUAACCGAGGCUCCUCUGAACCCCAAGGCCAACAGAGAAAAGAUGACACAGAUCAUGUUUGAGACGUUCAACACACCAGCAUUCUAUGUGGCGAUCCAGGCAGUUUUGUCCCUCUACGCCUCUGGUCGUACCACUGGUAUCGUACUGGACUCUGGUGACGGAGUAUCUCAUACUGUACCCAUUUAUGAAGGGUAUGCCCUCCCACACGCCAUUCUCCGUCUGGACUUGGCUGGACGAGACCUUACAGACUACUUGAUGAAGAUCCUGACAGAGAGAGGUUACUCAUUCACAACAACAGCUGAACGUGAAAUUGUCCGUGACAUCAAGGAGAAGUUGUCGUACGUGGCCCUCGAUUUCGAGCAGGAGAUGCAGACAGCAGCUUCCUCAUCGUCACUAGAGAAAAGCUAUGAACUACCAGACGGUCAGGUCAUCACCAUUGGCAACGAGCGAUUCCGUGCCCCUGAGUCUCUUUUCCAGCCAUCAUUCCUUGGUAUGGAAUCAACAGGAAUCCAUGAAACCACCUACAACAGCAUCAUGAAGUGUGAUGUAGACAUCAGGAAAGACCUAUACGCCAACACUGUCCUCUCCGGUGGAACAACCAUGUUCCCAGGAAUCGCUGACAGGAUGCAAAAGGAGAUCUCGUCACUUGCUCCACCAACCAUGAAGAUCAAGAUCAUCGCUCCUCCAGAGAGGAAAUACUCUGUAUGGAUCGGAGGCUCUAUCCUUGCCUCUCUCUCCACCUUCCAACAGAUGUGGAUUAGCAAACAAGAGUAUGAUGAAUCUGGACCAAGCAUUGUUCACAGAAAGUGCUUCUAGAUCCGUGAAGACUUUAUUUCUGCUUUGGACAUACCCAAAAGCAUUGUCGAAUAAAAGGGGAAAAGGGAUAUUUAAACAGAAGAAAGUGUGAUACGACAUCAGUGGUCUUGUUUAUCAAAACCAUGCAAGAUAAGAACUUGAAAGACUACAUACUGCGAUGUGACUGAAAAAACAACAUGUUGCUCAAUUGUCCCGCGUUUUCACCUAUAUUUUGUUUAAUUUAGUUUAUUAUCAAACGCAAGAUUACACUAGCCUUUUCUCUUGACAUUAGUAUGAGAUUUUUAAUCCUUGGAGUAACAGUUUUAAGGUGCAAAAUGCAAAGGACUCGGUCUGGAACUGUAUUUGCCACUAGAAAUCUUAAACUUUAACAACAAGCUGGUUUCUGAAAUAAUUAUUGACAAUAGCUUUGCAGGAUAUGAAACGAUAAAGUUAUGGAGAUAUGUUUAUUUUUAUUUUUAAUAUUUGUUUUAUGUGUACAUUUUUCUUUUUCUCUUCAUGCUUUCAUUUCAUAUCUUUUAAUUUCAUUGAAACUGAAUGAAUACAUUUCUAUCACAAACUACAA